AUGGUCGAUAUCGAAUUGUUGGGCAAAUUAAUAAUAUGGGUGCAAGGACUGAAGAAGUUUCAAUUUGGAUUUUUAGGUGAUCAUAUUUUGUGUAUAAAAUGUGGUCCAUCAAUAAAAUUUCAUGAUAUAUUAACUAAUAAGGUUGAAACACUUCAUUUGCCUACAAAAUACUCCACUGUUCUAUCCAUACAUCCACUAGAACCUUAUUUUGCCGUAACAGAGUUAUGUAACGUCAACCCAAAGGUUUACGUCUACAGUUAUCCGCAAAAGGAUGAAAUUAUUUUGAAAAAUGCUGCCAAAUUGGAGAUACAACAGUCCAUCUUUUCCUAUGCCAAGUACUAUGCAACAGUGUCUGGCAUACCUGAUUUUAUUCUAUCUGUAUGGGAUUUUCAUUCUUGUGAAAUAUUGUGCAAAACUAAUUUAAAUGGACUACAUUUAACAACAUUCAGCUUUUGUCCGACAGAUUGGCAUUAUCUCUUGGGAACAGAUCAUCAUUGUAUACAUAUCUGGCAGGUUGAAACAUGUGACCGGAUGAAUUCUAUUAAAUGCAAUUCGAUGAUAUUACCAGAGCGUACCGUUAAUCUUGGGCCAUAUUAUGGAUCACAUAACACUAAGACCAAUGGAGAUACUGCAGGUAUACGACAUGAAACAAGAUUUGAUCCAAAUAUACUGAAAUCUUCAAUUACAGGAAUCAAUGAAUCCAGAGAUGAGGAGUUUGACGAUUAUAUGGACAUAUCUGUUCGAUUAAAUUGCGUUUCACAGACUUGGACGAAUUCAAAAUUAGUUUUUAUCGGCUGUGAAGGAGGCCAGUUGUUAUUGUUUGACCCCCUCAGCAUGAAUGUAAAAAUUUUAUUGAACCCAGCUUCUCGUUGUCAGUGUCUCAAAGAAGCGUCUGAAAGUACUCCUGAUAGAACUGAUUGCAAUUGUGAUUUAAUUUCAACAGAGUCUUCAUUAAUUAAUUCAGAAGUGGAAAUAGUCAAUAAACUAGAAGGAUGUUUAACCUAUAUAUUAUAUACAACGCAUGGUUUAUUAGCCGGGGCAACAAAAACGAUAGUUAAUAAAAUAAAUCCACUCAACAAACAAGGUGAUCAAUUAUCUGUCAAAGUAAAUGAAGCAUCAUUAGCAAAAAAUAGUGAAAAUUAUUUAUUCAACACUGAAAUUCAAAAUUGUAUAAAUCUCUAUAAAUUUGAAAACCUGAUACAAAAUAAUCGAUACCAUUGGGGUAAAAAUAUUACAGGUUUGAGUAUAUCAUCGUCUUAUAGACAAAUUGCAGUUAGUUGUCGGCUUGGUUAUUUGAGUUUAUUUAGUUUACAUGAUUCUCUACAGUCUACUCUCAGUCCUGAUAAAGAAAUGUUUACUAACUGUGAUCGAUUUGUUGGAAUGGGACUAAUUACAUUCGAAAAAUCAAUAAUUUGUGUUACUGCAGGAACUACCGGUAUAAUCAAUUGUUGGGAUUGUAUAACUGGAGAAUUGAUUGGAUCGUUAUUUCUCAAUUAUACAUGUCAUUGUUUGGCCAUUUCACCAGUUUUGCCUUUGGCAGUUGCUGGAAUGAAUUCUGGCUCUCUAAUGUUUAUUGACUUUACUAGUCCCACUUCACCGAGAAUUGUAAAUGUUAUUCGACUCUACCUUAAACCUCUAACACAUAUUGCAUUCGACCCUGAUGGUGAAUUUUUAACUACAGUAAUAGAUGAUGGUCCAAGUAUUUUAGUAUCAGCAUUACCUAACAAAUCUUUUGAACCAAUAGGUUAUGUGUCAUUUAGUGGUAGAGUGCAUAAUUUAAGCAUGAUUCGAUCAAAAGAUUCACAGAAGAUCUUUGUUCUUCUUGCUGUUAGUAAUGAUACCAAUAAAACUGCUGAGGCUGUAUACCAGUACGAAAUACCAGCUGAAAUUGGAAGUAAUAAUGAAUUAGACUAUGUUGAUAAUUAUCGAAAACUAAAUGAAGAUAAAAUUAAGCUUAUCAAAUGGAAUUUUCAAAGACCGAAGGUUGGUGUCUGCUAUUGGCCAUCAAAUGAUGUUUAUGAAUCAACAUCACCAUUGUUAAUUGCAGCUGAUUCUCAAUAUCAUAGAUUGGAAAUAUUUUGCAUCGAUGAAUCACAAAAGAAACAAAAUCUACUACAUAUUGCCACAGAGUACACUUAUGACAUUUUACAAGAAUCAAGAAGCAUCAAAUUUACAAGAAUAUCUGGUACUAAUUCAUUACUAGCUUAUUCUAUGGAUGGAUCAGUUCAAAUUAUUAGUAUAAAUGAAACUGUUUCACUUCAGUGUUCCAUAAAUAUUCAUGAAUCUAAUUCACGUGGUAUAAUCGCUGCAGAAUUCUGUAAAGAUUUGAAUAGUUUAAUCACAUGUGGUGGAGAUGGUUUAUUAGCCAGAGUUAAAAUAAGUGAAAGUACAAUUACGGAAUCGAAAGUCGGUUCAUUUCCAAGUUUAAGAUCGUUACAUGAACAACUAACUAAAUUAAAAGAAAUGAAAAGUUGUGAGAUAACACAAAAUCAAUCACAUUCAAACGUUAAUCUUUUACAAAAUCCUGAUGUUUUACCAACAUUACCCCAUCAAUCUGGUACAAGCUUUUCAUUAUUUGAUCAACAAAUAUUGGUAGAUGCUGAUGAAGAUACAGAUUUGGAAGAGUUUUCCUAUUAUAAAAGAGAUACUGACUCAAAUAUUAACACAUGGAUAGAAUCUUGCCAGCUUAAUGCUGAAGCUUCAGAAGACUUGAUUUUUGGAGAAACAAAGACAAGCAUUCUUAAUGAAUUGAAUGAAAUCAGAAAUAUAGUCAAUGCUAUGGUCAGUGAAAACGAAAGUCUUCCUGAGUUUCAACGUAUUGGCAGGUUAGAAUUUGAGCUAGAUAUUGAUGAACAAAGUGUCAUUUUAGAAAAAACGAAGGAAGAGGUCAACCAGCUUCGAAAAGAAAUAAACUUAAGAAAUUUAGCAAAACAAUUUACUUGGCAAGUUAUUAAAUCUCAAUGUUGGGAUGAAAUGUUUGUCAAGGGAAGAUGCUUAAAAGCGUUCAAUUUACCAAUUCAAGUUACAAAUUAUCCAUUAAAGAAUAUUACAAACAGUGAAAAACAAUUAAUUAAUACUGUUAUUGCUAGAAUGAAAAUUAUUCAUGCAACAGCAAAAGAAAGAGAAUUACUAUCUUCACAUUUAUUUCAAUCAAAUAUAUUAAAAAAGCCCAGUCAAGAACAAAAGGAAGAAGUAGAUGAUGAAGAGGAAACAGAGCAAUCAAUAAAUCGGAUUCUUCUUGGAAGUACUGCCAGAGAACAAGGUGGAUCGAUUGAUCAUGGUUAUGGUCAAAUGGAACUUUAUACACGAAUGCAAAAGAUUUAUCAAAUUGUUUUGAUAAAAGAUGCAAUUUAUCGUAUGAAAGAAUCUUUCAACAAACAGUUCGAUGAAUUCUAUGAAAAGAAGGCAAGUCACCUUUCUAACAUUCAAACUAAAUUAUCAAGAAUACGUAAAAUUCAUACGGAUCUUCAACAACCACAUUUAAUAAAACAUCUCACUAGUCCGAAAUUCGAUCCCGACGAAGAGCCAGAACAGCUAUUUAUUGUUACAGAUGAUGAGAUAACAGUGGAAAAGUAUUUUUCACCUGAGCAGUUAGCUGAAAUUCAAUUGAAACGAUUAGCUGACGAAGAAAGACGACGUAAGGAAAAGUUGGAUAAUUGGCGUGAAAAAGGUUUGGAGGAAAUGAUGGGUGGUGUGUUAGAGAUUACAAAAGAAGAUGAAUUGAAAAAGGAUAUCCCAAAACCAGCUUUUUUAUUAACUGGUAAACCAUCAGUUCAUUGGACGGAAGAUGAUAAACAAAUGUAUGCAGAGUAUGAGCGUAAAGUAAAAGAAUUAAAUGAAGAAAGAGAAAAAUAUAGAAAGUUUUUAGAAGGUGAUUUAAAAAAGAUUAACAAUGAAAUAGAUGAAAUUAAAGAAAAAUUUGAUGAGGAGCUAACUUCUCUAUUUAAUAAAUGGCUACAUGUUCAAGUGGCUAUAUUACAAGAAGAAUUAAAAAUAUGGAGGCUUAAAUGGAUGUUACUUAUUGAAGAGGAAUUUAUUAAUAGAGAAUAUGAAUUAAAACAAUCAAUUAAUGAAUUAUAUAAGAAGGAAGUACAAAUUACCAAAAAUUUAGAAACAGCCAAAUCAAUAUUAAACCAAGUUCAAGAAGAAACUGAACUAUUGUCUGCUGAUGAUAAAUUAAUGGAAAAAAAUCUUCGAAAAGAAUUCAGUGAUAUACAUGGACCGUUAUAUGAUUUUAUUGUCAAAGCUUAUAAGAAACGUCCAAAGUACUUCCUUUUAGCUCCUUUGGAGAAAAAGAUUGAUCAGACUGGAAAGGAUGCACAAUUUUUUAAACAACUAAAUCCAUAUAUCGAAAAAAUAUGGCAAUCAUCUCAGUCAACCAAACAAACUAGCUUACUAGAAGAAAGUCUGGUAGAACUAGAUAAUGACCCUUCACAUGAACAGCAGCCUGGGUGUGAUAACGCUUUAUGGAGUAGGUUGUGUGCAGCAAGACGCCGGAAGAUUAAUAAAGAGUUGGAAAUUAAAUUUGCCACUCAGAAGCUAGAUGACAUUACAAAUUUUAUUCGUAAACGUGAUCGUGAUUUACAAUCAUUACAUAAAUUGUUAGAAGAAAGAAAAUGUCAAUUAGAUAGUUUAAUAAAAGAUUAUAAUCGAAAUCAGACAAAUUUAGAAUUACAAUUGUUAAUAAAACAAGGAUUUGUUGAAGUUAAUAUUAACCAAUUCACAUUACUCCAUGAUUAUGAUGAUGCAUUAUUAAUACAAAGAGAGCAAGUUGAAGAAUUGAAUAAACAGAUAAUUGUAUUAGGAGAAUCAAAAGUAUCACAUAUGAUAAGAAAUAAAGAAUUUAAAAAAAGAUUUUAUCACCUUGAAUGGGAACUAAGUGAAAUGUUAAUGCGUUAUGAAGAUUUACAAACCAAGUUAGGCGAUAUACGAAGAUUUAAAAUAACCAGCGAAAUACGAAAAUAUCUUCAAUCAAAUGAUUAUGAUUCUUUAAUCAGUACACAAAUUACAAAUACUGAACGUACCAUUCAAAUGUUACAAGAAAAUCACGAAAAAACAAUGGCUCAGAAACUUGCUCGUCUUCGCCAAUAUGAAAUACAUCAAGGCGAAAAACUUAAGAAAGAGAAUGAAAAGGCCAAGAAAGAAAUAGAAGAAAUGAAUGUUGUUUUACAUGAAACGAAGUUCAUUCAUGAACAAAAUCAUAUGAAAAGUGAUCAUCUCAAUAAUCCUCAACUUCGACAUAAACUAUUAAUUCAACAUCAAAAUAUUAUUAAAAAAAUUAAAGAACAAACUAAAGAAUUAAAAAUACUUCAAGCUGAAUUAACUUAUUUACGUCAACAAAAAUCAAAUUUAAAAUUAUAA
Messenger RNA from Schistosoma mattheei, 5361 nucleotides. Lineage: Eukaryota; Metazoa; Platyhelminthes; Trematoda; Strigeidida; Schistosomatidae. The record is from the annotation of a GenBank genome assembly.